Hippopotamus amphibius kiboko is the source of this 1050-nucleotide messenger RNA. RefSeq names its product single-pass membrane protein with coiled-coil domains 2 (gene SMCO2). The transcript has 8 exons. The record is from RefSeq and is a predicted model, not a curated record. NCBI's taxonomy places the organism in Eukaryota, Metazoa, Chordata, Mammalia, Artiodactyla, Hippopotamidae. Bases 1 to 1050 code for a protein of 349 amino acids.
AUGGCUCUCACAGAGAUAAGUGACCAGUUGCCUCUGCCCAUGAAGCCAGCUGAGAAGGAGCAAGAGUUGACAGAGAAAAACAACCGCUUUCUCCAAAACAUCGAUGCAGCUGAAGGUGCAAUGCAGAAUUUCCUAAGGGAAUUUACCAAAAUGGACCGCAUCUUGGACAGAUCAGAUGAUGAGGACAUUUUCUCUGAAAACUCUCAAACUGACUUCCUUCAUGAUUUGGAGACUAAAAAAUGGGUGUUGGAGCUGGUAGCUGGACAUGACCAAGACCUGCAGAGUGAACAGCAUGAGCAAGAAAGAGGUCACAUUCAACACGAAGAUCCCCAAGCAUCCACAUCUGUGCAGUUUUUGGAGGAGAACAUCCCUGAAUCGAGUCAGGAGAACAUGUUCUUGCAGCUAAACCACUGGAAUACACAGAUGGGUCUACAAGUGGAAGAGCUUGGAGCUGAUCACAUAGGCUUGAUGGAGAAAAUUAAAAAUAUUAUACAGAAAAUAAACAUAACAGAAAACACAGUGAAGAGCUUAUUAAGUGAGGUGAGGUCCCUGGAGGGCCAAAUUGAAAAGCUGGAGUCACACCAGGACCUUGACUCUGAUCAGGGAGCAAACAUUGAGGUAAAUGCUUGUAAUGAAGCUCAUGAAUUAAAGGAAAAACUCGUUGCAAGAAUAGAGAACUUUUGCAAGGACAUGACUCUACUGAAUACAAAGUUGGGGAUGUACCAAAUGCAAGAAGGGAAAACAGACUCUCAGAGUCCUGAGGAAAUGGGCGUGGGAGAAAUGGAGCCCCUGCUUCCUCAGGCUUCACCAACCCCCUUGGUGCAGAACUCUCCUCCCCGCGUUACAAUGUGGAAACGUGCACUGAGGAUUUUCAUCGUGUUUUACGUCCUCACCUUCACUGGACUUUCAUGUUACAUACUCUUUUUUGAUGCUACAUUUAUCUUUGAAAAGAUGCUCCCUACAAUGCUUGGGCGCCGCAGGAUGUGGGAACUGCGGGAGAUGAUUGAACCUUUCUUGAAUUUGGAAGUGGAAGACUUGUUACCCUCCUAA